UUUUAAAAAUUAAUUCAAAAUUUUCCCCUAUUUUUACAGUAGUUUUGAAAUUACUUGCCCUUUAAAGUUUUAUCAGUCAAUGCGACCAACAACCCUUAUAUUUUUGAAUACGUUCGAUUUAGAAUUUUUUCUCUAUUUCCUUAUGAAUAAUUGUAAUGAUACGCAAAUUUGAAGCUUAAUAUAAACAACUCCAUUAAAAAACUAAACAUUCCAUUUUAUUUUCUCUAAUUCUUAAUUCAAUUAAUUAAAUUAAAUUAAGUUAAAAUAAUUCAAUUACUUUUUUAAACAAAGCCCUUUUCAAACUUAAACUUAUUUGUCAAAUAUUGAAACAUUUUGGUCUCUGCAAUUAUUACUGUUUUCUGCGCGAAAUUGGUGGGGUCUAAUGAGCUACCAUAGAAUAAGACGGCUUGAUAUCGAGUCUGCGCAGAAAGCUGUUGAAGGAAAAGGGCCUGUGGACGAAUGCCUUUGUACCUUGCUCACUCCUCCAGAGGAAGAUAAGAGGAGAUUUAGUGCCAUGAGAGAAUCAAUUAAAAGGGCGUUUCGGUCGGUUGGAGGUGGAAGCAGGAAGAGUAAACAGGGGCCAGCGGGCGUGUUCGUUCCCCUGACGACUACAAAAGGAGGCAGAGGCUUCUACUCGACGAAGGAAACGAUCAAACAUAAGGGCUCUUGUGGCAAAUGUGGCUGCGACAAGGAGGACUUCGUCCUGAAACAUUCCUACGCCAACAUAAAGAUUGUCACACCUGACAUAUCUUCCAUAUGUCCUUGCCCCACAUCGGAUUGCAUGCCUGAUAAAGAGAAACUAUUUGACAAUAUAAAAGUGACAGUAGAAAGGGUCCAGCUUCACCCGGACAACACCCACUCAGAAGUGAGCUUGAACCCGGAACCGCUCCAGACUCUGAGUGAACCCAUUAUGGAGAAACGGCCCAUCAGUGACCUAAUUGAGGCUCAGUUUGACAACGACCAGAGCGACGAAAAAGAUAAAACUGGCAACGAGAGCGAUUGGAGCUUCGGGUUCGAAGAGGAUUAAGUUUCAGUUUUGAAUAUUGCUGCGUACAGUUCGACAUUUGAAGAAGAAGAAAAACGAAUUGAUACCGGAGAUGUGUCCGAUAAUUGUAUUUUUCUAUAAUUUUGCGCAACUGUAAAUUGAAUAAUUAAAUUAAUUAAUUCACUUAAUUUGAGUUAUUCAGUUAGUUAAAAUAAAAUUAGUUAAUUUAAUUAUUUUAAAAAUAAAUGAAAAAGUUCACUAGAAAACUUAGUUUGAAAAGACAAAAAACUGUUAAAGAUCUCAUCAGGUUGGUUAUAAACAUUUUAGUUUGGUAUAUAAGAAACAAAUACAGAUCCAGAAUACUCAGAACCCAUGUAUAGUGUUACGCACAGUUAUUUAUUUUAAUUUUUCAAGCGAAUUGAAGAAAAAUGUUCCAAUAUAACUUUUAAAAAUGCCUUAUUUAAUUUAAUUUUUCGAAAUUUUUUUUUCGAUUCAAAUCUUUAUAUUCUGAAUUCAUUUUUUAAACGUUUAUAAUUAAUGAUUCUAUUUUUAUGUUACCUUGUAAACCUGUUCAAACGGACAUACGAAUGCACCCGCAUGCGCGGGGACUACUCCUCUGUACCAGAACAUUUUUUAUAAAUUAAGUUUCAUUUCUAUAUUUCUUACUUUAUCUGCAACUAUGUUACUAUCUAUAUUUUUAAUAGCCGAAAAUACUAAAUUAAUUAACUUUAUUAUUAAAAUUACACAAAUAUAAAAAAUUGGAUUGAUUUUUUUAAAUAUUUUUCUUGUAAUUUUCUAAAUUCUAAAUUUGAAUAAAAUAAUAAUUCAGGAAUCCAUAUUAUGUAUAAGCGGAAACCAAAACUCGAGUACCUACAAUGUUUGUACCCCCUGGGUCUUAUUUCAAUAUGGGCAGUGCUUUGUACUGUAACUUUAUUGGGUAUAUAAUGAGAAAUCUCCUUAGCAUUGUUUACAUCCAUUGUCUAAAUCUAUAGUUAUUAUUUGACUGUUAAUCUUCCUAAGAAAAUAAAAUAAAAUAACUUUAAAAUUUAAACAAAUAAACCUUUUUAAAUAUGAAUUCUUAAAAAUAAAAAAAGAAAAGCACUAUAACCAUUUUAUAUUUGGACAGAAUUAUUUUUAUAUUUUAAGUUUUAUUUUUUCUGCCACCAUCUGGUGUUGCCGGGCGACUACGAAAAGAAAAAAAUAUAAAAAAUGUUUAAAAAAACGUGUGAGUAGUUUUUUUAGUCGUUAUUUAGGGGUGGUUGUAUCGCACAGGUCUUUUAUCAAUAUAGUCUUUUUUGGUUUACAUUUUUUAUAAUUUUACAUAUUAGUUAUGAUUGAAUUACUUUUUUUUAAAAUUCAUGGUAACAAUUUCCCUACUUACGGCUAGUACCAUCUUCUAUCGCGUGGGUUGUGAGGUGCACGAUCAACCUCAGCAACCCUAAAAUAAAUAUUAUUACGUACACGCCCAACACACAUAACAAAAAAUAAUUGAAAAGAAGUAUACUUAAGUUAAACUUAAAAAAUAAUUAAGAAUUCAAAUGUUAAAAAAUAAAUUAAAUUUAAGUAGAUACCGAAUUUGAUUGUUACACAAGUCAAAAAAACCUAUCCUUAAAAUAUUUUUUAUGACAAAUUAUUGUAUUUUUUACCUAUUUUAUUAGACAAAAAUUUAAAAAUGAUUAAAGAGUAAUAAAAUAAUAUACAUAUCAUUAGCAA
This is a messenger RNA of Pectinophora gossypiella (pink bollworm), 2698 nucleotides long. RefSeq lists its product as uncharacterized. The coding region runs from base 383 to 1027 and encodes 214 amino acids. The record is from RefSeq and is a predicted model, not a curated record. NCBI's taxonomy places the organism in Eukaryota, Metazoa, Arthropoda, Insecta, Lepidoptera, Gelechiidae. The transcript is spliced from 5 exons.